Molecule: messenger RNA, 1470 nt
Organism: Helianthus annuus (common sunflower)
Lineage: Eukaryota; Viridiplantae; Streptophyta; Magnoliopsida; Asterales; Asteraceae
Product: altered inheritance of mitochondria protein 32
Exons: 5
Coding region: 119-1303 (394 amino acids)
Source: RefSeq, a predicted model, not a curated record
CGUGCCUCCAAAACAACACUCUUCUUCAACAUCCAAAAACACAAGGUGUAAGUUACUCCACCGGCAGCUCUCAUCGAUAACAACCAAAUGCCUUACUAUUAUUACUCCUAAACCGCAAAUGCCAACAAACCCUAGAACAUUUCCCGCCAUUCAAUCUGCUAUCUUCUCCUAUCUCUCUGUCUCCUCUCGCUUUCAUUCCACCUCUAUCAGUAGUAUGGCCGCCGUACCGGAGAACGGAACCGUUGACGCUCCGACGCUCAAUGACAAUGUCAAGAUCGGAUUCCAACGCCCGGAGAUGUACUCCGAGAAACUUUCCGGCACCUCUAUUGCAUACGACCGUCAUGUAAUCCUUUGUUAUAAGACUCAUGAGCUCUGGCCGUCGCGAGUUGAAUCGUCUGACGCUCAUCCGCUGCCGAAGGUUCUCGCCGGAGCUCUGAAAGCUCGGAAGAACGACAUUCCUGUAAAGACUUUGUUGACGAUAUGCGAGGGACGUGAAGGUACGGAGUUAUCGGAUGGAGAUGUGUUGCUUUUUCCUGAAAUGAUUAAGUACAGAGGAUUGAAAGAAUCGGACAUUAAUACCUUUGUGGACGAAGUGGUUGUGAAUAGAAAACUAUGGUCUGCAGGAGUUCAGGAGACAAUGACGGGUUCACACGUAUUUGUAUGUUCACAUAGUAGUCGAGAUAAAAGGUGUGGAUUUUGUGGGCCAAUUCUAAUAAAAAAGUUCAAAGAGGAGGCUGAAUUGAGGGGAUUGGAUAACGUGUCUGUGACAGCUUGUUCACAUGUUGGUGGCCACAAGUAUGCAGGGAACUUGAUAAUUUAUAGCGUUCAAGAUAAAAAAGUUUGUGGUCAUUGGUACGGUUAUGUUACCCCGAGUGACGUGCCUGAAUUGCUUGAUAAUCACAUUGUAAAGGGUGAAAUCAUUGAUAGGAUUUGGAGGGGCCAAAUGGGAGUUCCUGUGGUCAAGAAAGCUGAAAAAGCAAUUGAACAGUCCCUUCCAAACGGAAAUGACGUAAAAGUCUCUGAAGCGGACCACCACGCAAGCAGCACCAUAGAAGAGAAAGAUAGAGAGAAAGAGAAAGAGAGAGAAAACAAUGGAGGGUGUUGUCAAGGUGCUAAUGGGUUCUCAUGUUGCAGAGACGAAACACCUGAAACCGAAACAGAAAAAGAAGUAAAUAAAGUACUCGGUGCAUUUAACACGUUGAGAAAAAAAUGGGAAAAACAUGAUGUUGUUACAGUCGCUGCUGUCGUUGGUGCCGUGGUAACAGUUGCUGUGGCCUAUAGCUUUUAUAGAAGGUUAAGAUGAAAUGUGGUUUCCAGUCUCUGUUUGAUUUGUUUAUAUAUAUGAUUGAUUACAAGGGUAAAACAAACUUUAAAGCAACUUAUUGUUGGAAGAAUGUACCAACUACCACAUGCCAUGUAUUUUCUGUUGUGUAUAAAUUAUUCAAUAUACUUUUACCAAUUAUUAUGAUA